AUGCUGGAUCUUCUGCACCGGCUUGCCCGGUUUCUAGACCGGCCCUUGUUCCCCUGGAAGAAGCUCAUCCUAGGCUUCUCCAUCGGCCAAUACGUCUUCGAGUCGUUCCUCUCUCUGCGCCAGUACCAGGUCCUCCGCCGGACUAAGCCGCCCAGUGUCCUCGAGAAGGAAAUAUCGCAGGAAACAUUCGAUAAGAGCCAGGCAUACGGUCGCGCCAAGCAAGAGUUUGAAAUCAUCAACGGGUUAUGGAGCCAGAUUCAGAAUAUUGCCUUUGUCCAGCUCGACGUUCUCCCGAAGCUAUGGUCUUGGACCGGCGACCUGCUGCUUAAGUACGCGCCGGCGCGCUUCUCUGGGGAAAUUUCUCAUUCGAUUGUGUUCGUCUUGGCCUUCGUCUUCAUCCAGCAGAUUCUCUCGCUACCCGGAUCGAUAUACCACACCUUUGUUCUGGAAGAGAAAUUCGGAUUCAACAGGCAGACCCCGAAGCUCUUCGUGACCGACUUGCUCAAGACCAACAUGCUUACCGUCGCCCUGGCCCCGCCUUUCCUUGCUGGUUUCCUCUCCAUCAUUAAGAAGACGGGCAACAAGUUCUUCUUUUGGCUUUGGCUCUUCACCGCUGGUCUCCAGAUGUUCAUGAUGACCAUUUACCCUACCCUCAUUUUGCCGCUGUUCAACAAGCUGUCCCCGCUUGAGGAGGGCAAGCUGAAGACGCAGGUCGAAGACUUGGCCAAGCGCCUCAAGUUCCCUCUGCACGAGCUCUAUGUCAUUGAUGGUAGCAAACGAAGCGCCCACAGCAAUGCCUAUUUCUUUGGUCUCCCCUGGAAGAAGCAUAUCGUCAUCUACGACACCCUCAUCGAGAAGAGUGAAACGGAAGAGGUUGUCGCCGUUCUUGGUCACGAGCUGGGCCACUGGAGUCUCGGUCACACUACCCGGCUCUUUGGCAUCGCUCAGCUUCACUUCAUUUACAUUUACACACUCUUUUCCGUCUUCAUUAACAACCGCUCGCUGUAUGCCGACUUUGGCUUCCUGACGGAACAUCCCAUCAUCAUCGGCUUCAUCCUCUUCUCCGACGCCCUUUCGCCUAUGGAUACGGUGAUCAAGCUGCUCAUGAAUGUCCUGAGCCGCAAGUACGAGUUCCAGGCUGACGCCUUUGCCCGGAACCUCGGCUACUCCACCGACCUGGCCAAGUCCCUCAUCAAGCUGCAGAUACAGAACCUCAGCACCAUGGACGCCGACUGGGCGUAUGCCACCUACCACUUCUCGCACCCGCACCUGUCGGAGCGCCUGAAGGCCCUCGACUGGACCUCGUCGGAAAAAGUGGCAGUCGACGAGCCUUCGGUGGGUAAGACCACUGGCAGAGAUGAGCUGUAA
Molecule: messenger RNA, 1368 nt
Organism: Sodiomyces alkalinus F11
Lineage: Eukaryota; Fungi; Ascomycota; Sordariomycetes; Glomerellales; Plectosphaerellaceae
Product: CAAX prenyl protease
Exons: 2
Coding region: 1-1368 (455 amino acids)
Biological process (GO): CAAX-box protein processing
Cellular component (GO): endoplasmic reticulum membrane
Molecular function (GO): metalloendopeptidase activity
Source: RefSeq, a predicted model, not a curated record